AUGUCCGUCGAUCCCCCGCAGCGCAUGUAUCAGCCUCGCGCAGUCACAAGAGACGUGUCGAUGCAGUAUACGCCGACCCUUCCCCAACAUGAUCACUCCAUGGACAUCAUCGACGAGCCCAUGAGGCGUUCGCCAUCGUUCCGCGGAUCGCUGCCGCCGACCUCCUCGUUCCGUAUGCGCAUGUCUGCCACGCCCCAAGUCGAGCCCAUCCGCGAAUCGUCCAUGCCGCCGAGCCUCACAGACCUCAAUACGAAUCCAGCCUUCGUACGUGCACCGUCGCAAGGCGUUGAAAGCCGUCAGCGCUUGACACCUAGUAACACGCUGGGCACGGUGGCCGAGCAAAGACACCUCUUCUCUCCUACGAAGUCGCGCAGCUCAUUGUCGUAUGUCUUUUCUGCUCAGGAAACCGCGCCGCGCGCCGCUUCCGGAGAGGCCGCUCAAAAAGCGCUUCUCGAGCUUGACGCGUACAAAACACCCAUCAUUCCAAGCCGCCGUCGCAAGGACACAUCCGAUGCCUCUGCCCUCGCAAGCACGUCUCGCCCAACGACUGGGCCUGACCUCUUCAAGAAGAAGCGCAAAUUCGUGCCCAUGAACGAAGAAGAGCAACUCGCUUUGAACCUGACAGGUCAGGGCAAGAAGAAAAAGAAGAGCAAGGAUAAGGAGGCCAGGGCGAAUGACACGAAGCCAUACUCAAAGCCGGAUGGUCUGAAGAAAUUGAUGACCCGUCACAAAGCCGGAGAGGAUCCCGACGCGUCUUUCGAGUCCGAGGGCGCCAAUGAGCUCACGCGUAGCGAUAGUCAGAUGGACACGAGCACCGGCACGACUGAGAAGGAGAACAAGACGAAUGAGCCCACUGUGCCGGACCUGCCGCCUCAGGACAACUUUGCGCCCCGGUCUGCCGACGCACCCGCUCAGGGCUCGUCAUUGCGCAUUGGACGCACGAAGACCAGCAGACAGCAUCUCGCACGCCCAACCAUCCAACGGCCUCUCAAGAAGAAGUUCUCGGCAGCCUUUGAAGAUGAUGAUGUUGAUGACGACAUGGAAGAGCGCAAUCAAGAAAUAGAGAAGCUAAACGAGAUUCAGGCGAAGGCCCCUCCGUUCAAGAUUGACAGCAACUUCUUUGCGAAACCGCCUCAAGCCGCACCUACUUCGUCAGAUGCAUCCAAGGCCAAGGAGCCGCCCGUUACGUCCCUUCCGUUCUCGCUGGGCUCACCGGCACCGCCCGCCCCGAAGGCCCCAGAGCCGGUGAAGGAGGCUGUUCCAGCCCCAGCUCCGGAAAAGCCUGCCCCCACCCCCUUCUCUUUUAGUGCGCCGCCAAAGACCGACACGCCCUCAGCCUCGAAUGGGGCAACGUCUACCUCUUCGUCGGGCGGCAUCCCGAACUUCUUCUCAUCAUCGCCCGCCCUUGCGAAACCCCUCACACUCCCUACUCCCACCACGCCUCUCUUUGGCUCGCCCGCUGCCACUCCCAAGCUUGAUGGCGCUGUGCCUCUGCCUGGUACGCCCAAGCCUGCGGCGCCGCCAGCGUUCUCAUUCGGCACGCCCGCGCCUGCUGAGCCUGUUAAGGACCCGAAUAGCCCAUUCUGGGUGGGCUCCAAGACGGCUGCAGCACCAGCGAACGGGUCGGCGGCCUCCAACGGUCUGCCCUCGGGCUCGCUGUUCGGCGCGCCCAAGGUCGAUGAACCACCAAAGUCCGCUCCUGCUACGACGUUCUCGUUCGAGAAGAAGGAAGAGGCGCCGAAGUCGGCCGCACCUACCGCUGCCCCAUUCUCGUUCGGCAAGCCUGCUGAGCCCACCAAGCCGGCGGAGAGCACGAGUGGUUUGUUUGGGCAGCCUUCAACGUCGAGCUCGACAGCGGGCGGUCUGUUCGGUAGUACGCCUGCUGCGCCGCCUGCAACGACUGUAGGCUUCUCGUUUGGUGCGCCUGCGCCUGCGACGACGCCGAAGCCCGAGGAGGCACCUAAGCCCGCGCCAUUCUCAUUUGGUGCGCCCGCCCCUGCGGCCGAGGCUCCCAAGCCGUCCACUCCCUUCUCCUUCGGCCAGCCUGCAGCAUCGUCGGAUAGCGCGCCUAAGCCUCUGUUUGGUGCCCCCGCAUCGAUAACGGAGGCGCCGAAGCCAGCGUUCGGAGCUGCGCCAUCCGUUCAGGCUCCGAAGCCACUCUUUGGCGCUGCACCGUCUGCCGACGCGCCCAAGCCGCUCUUCGGUUCCGCCCCAUCGAGCCCUGCGCCGUUCUCGUUCGGUCAGCCCGCGAAGACGGAUGCGCCAGCGGCGUCGCCAUUCUCGUUCGGUGCUGCGCCCAGCACGCCGAAGCCCGAAGAGAAGAAGCCAGCGUUCAGCUUCGGUGCUCCGGCAGCGACGCCAGCUGCGCCUGCGCCGUUCAGCUUCGGAUCCUCUACCGCUGCGCCUGCCACGACCGAGGCGCCCAAGCCCUUCUCGUUUGGUGCACCUGCUCCUGCCCGUCCGUCGACGCCGCCGAAGAACGAUGACGAUGGCAUGCGAAUGGAGGAGAGCCCGACGAGGGAGAUCACCAAGGCCGAGCCGUCGAAGCUCACGCUGAACACGGGCGGCGCCAGCUUCUCGUUUGGCGGGAGCACCGGUGGCUUCGGGUCUGCGAGCUCGACCACCGCACCGUCGAACCCAUUCGCCUUCGGUGCGCCUGCCGCAAGCAAGCCAGAGGAGAACAAGCCUGCGUUCGGUGGCUUCGGUCAGCCUGCACAGACUGGGUUCUCCUUUGGGCAGAGCAAGCCUGCGGAGGCCGCGGAGCCGCAGCGGCCUGCGACAACUGGAUCUUUCGGCUUUGGCGCGAGUACACCUACUUCGUCGGCGUCGCCCUUCGCCUUCGGCACGCCAUCGUCGUCGAACAAUGCCAAUCCCUUCGGUGGGGCGUCCUCGCAGUCAGGCUCAGCCCCGAACAGCCCGUCGACCUUUCAUCAGCCUUCGCCGUUCAGCUUUGGUGCACCUGCGCCUAUCCAGCAGACCAACUCGUUCUCGUUUGGCAGUCAGCCUGCAUCGCCCGCUGUGCCUUCCGCCACGUUGCCGCAGCCGGGCACGCCCAGCGGUGCCUUCGGAGCCUCGAAUGCCUUCAGCGUCGCGUCGCCGACAUCGCCUUUCACUUCCGCACCUAACUCUGCUGGGACCGAUGGUGGCGGUCUGUUCACCAUGGGCUCGGCCAGCAGCAACGCCCCGCCCGCGCCUGGCCCUGGUGGAAGACCUGUCCGUCGUCUGCCCACGCGGCGCAAGCAUUGA
Molecule: messenger RNA, 3246 nt
Organism: Schizophyllum commune H4-8
Lineage: Eukaryota; Fungi; Basidiomycota; Agaricomycetes; Agaricales; Schizophyllaceae
Exons: 4
Coding region: 1-3246 (1081 amino acids)
Source: RefSeq, a predicted model, not a curated record